AAGAUUUCAAUAAGAAUUUUUGUCAUUAUUAAUUGAAUUAUUUGCCAAUUGAUUCAAUCUUCAGUUUCAUCAAUGAUGUGCAUAAUAACUUUUUUCAAGGGUGGAACAAUCAUUGAUUAGUAAGACAUUAUUUAAUUUAUCUUGUAUAUUUUGUUUUCUAUUUCAACAGGUAUCUUCUUUAUGGACCUCCGGGAACCGGAAAGUCAACAAUGAUAGCGGCUAUAGCCAACUUCUUGAACUAUGACAUUUACAAUUUGGAGUUGACUACUGUAAAAGACAAUUCGGAGCUGAUAAAGCUACUCCUCGAGACUACGGGAAAGUCCAUCAUCGUGAUCGAGGACAUCGAUUGCUCGCUAGAUCUCACUGGACAAAGAAAGUCGAAAAAGAAGGAGAACAGUGAAGAUGAAUCCGACUCCGACGAUGAUUCAGGCGGAAAGAGCAAUAAUAUUGUUUCCAAAUCAUUGAAGGAGAAAGAGAAAGAGAACAAAAGCGAUAGCAGAGUCACGUUGUCGGGUCUUCUGAACUUCAUCGAUGGUAUAUGGUCGGCUUGUGGAGGGGAACGAAUCAUUGUGUUCACGACCAACUAUGUGGACAAGCUCGACCCUGCGUUGAUAAGGAGAGGAAGAAUGGACAUGCACAUUGAGAUGUCGUACUGUUGCUUCGAGGCAUUUAAGGUUUUAGCCAAGAACUACUUGGACAUAGAAGAGCAUAGUUUGUUUGGUAGAGUUAAGGAGUUGUUGGCAGAGAUUAAGAUGACUCCCGCCAAUGUUGCAGAGAAUUUACUACCAAAGUCGGUCGAGGAUAGCGAGGAGAAGUGUUUGAGGAACUUAGUCGAAGCACUUGAGAAGAUUAAGGAGGAGGAAGAUGGGAAGUUGAAGAUCGAGAAAAAGGAGAAACAAUGGCAAUGGAUUAAGAGUGUCCUUGGUUAGAAUUUGAAAGUCUUGAAUUCAAAAAUUAUAUUUAUAUAGCUAGGAUCAUUUUGACCCAUUAGCAGAUUGUUAGAGGAGAUAUUAUGUGGUAUAUUUUUUGUUUGGCUUCGUAUAUAAUCAUAUAUGUUUUUCGUGUAAAUAUCCUAUUAUUUGUUCGGAAUAGUUAAUCAUUUGUUACGCUCUUAAUUUCUGUCUUGUUUCAUAAAAAAUACAAUAUUCAACCUAUAUUAUCGAAGAAAUCUACUCUUCUUCACUUCUAACGGCACAAUACAUCUACUUCAAUUCAAUCGAACCACAUUCCAAAUAUAUUCUUUGUUUUUGGUAGAAAAAGAUGAUACUGUUUCAGGAAUUGACUUGUCUGGUUGCGUUGCUCUCAGCAAGCGGUAAAGAGAAAUGGACAGACAAAAGAAUAAAUAACUCAACUUUCUUUUUUGUUGUCAUCCAAAAGAACAAAUGCAAAGUUGGUCUCCUUCUAUAUCCUCUACACCUUAUCUUAUUGUCUUUUGUCUACUGUAUCAUGCAUGGUCGGUUUUUCUUUUAGUGACCCCCAAAUUAAACAUCUUUUUUAAAGCAGAUCAAGAAGACAAAAACAUUAUAAAUGACACAAGUAAAAAGAAAUAUAUAUAUAUAUAUAUAUAUAUAUUAAUGAUAUAAUUUUUUAUAAUGAUAAAAUAUUUAUUUACAAGUACGCUGCUGAUUUUUUUGCGCAGAUAGAGUGGAGGGUGGGAAAUGAAAGACGAGAGGCGAAAAAAACACGAAUGGAACAGCUAUGUACAAUAAUUAUCGUAAUACUGCUAAUUAAUAAUUAUGUUAAUAUGAU
Molecule: messenger RNA, 1749 nt
Organism: Linum trigynum
Lineage: Eukaryota; Viridiplantae; Streptophyta; Magnoliopsida; Malpighiales; Linaceae
Source: the annotation of a GenBank genome assembly